UGACGAAUACAGCAUGAUUUAUCAGAGCCCAGCUGCCAAGCUUAUCCAAUUAAUACCUUCAUUACCCAUUCGGACAGCUGAUACUGUAAAGUCAGUCAGGAACAAACAUUACGCCUACUGCUUGCUCUCCGAUUGAGCGGAGGCGUGAACGUUUCCAAAAUGUCAGCGAUUCGCGUGCGCUUGAGUUUUGAGAAUUAUUCUUCACUUUUCGGCACUCCCAGCCCCUCUUGCUGGUUUUUGAUAGAUACAGAAAGUAACACCACAAUCAGUGAUUUAGAAAAUAGCAUCAAGUCACGAUUUAACAUCAACCAGCAGUUAGAUAUUGGGUUGACAUUGGACAAAUUCCUGCUUCCAUCACACGAAAAAAUCCUCAUCUUGAGAGAUAAUGAUUCUGUCAGAGUGAAAAUCCAUGCUGUUGUCUGUGAACCACCCUUUGAUGCCAGCUCUGGAGCUGUACAGAGCAACACUAGUGGUACUCCAGAUAACAGAGAGAGGCUGUGCCAACAGACACAAGUAGUUGUUUCACCUCAUUCUAUUUCAUCCAGGGAAACCAGAUGUUAUGGCUCAGUUGAGAAACAAAAGAAAAAGAAAAAAAAUAAGAAAGAACUGAAUGUGCGGGACAUUAAAGAAGGCAGUAAUGUAGAUGAACCUCUGAUCAAAAAAGGAUCAUCAAAAUCAAAAGUUGACACUAAAAAGUUAAAAGCAAACAAAGAAACUAGAAAGAGGAAGCGUUGUUCCUCUGAAGAAAACCCUGGAAAGAAGGUUAAGAAAUGUCAAAAUGCCAGUCCAAAACUAGCCAUAUCUGAAUCUGUGCCUAAGGUUCAUUCUAAGUUUAAGAAGGAACUUGUGAUUUCCUCCUCAGAAUCUAGUUCUGAAGAGGAAGUUGUUCCGAUAACAAAGUCAAAAAGUGUGAACAUUACACGAGGUACAACUAAGACUGUAUCCAAGGUUGUAACAACACCAAAGACUUUAUCCAAAACUACAGAAACCAGCUCAUCAUCAUGCUCUUCUUCUGUCGAAGAGGAAGUGGAAAGACAAGGACUUGGGUUCAAAGGGAAGUUUAAAGGAAAGAAUUCUGUCGCCAGUGAUGAUUCGGAGGCAGAACGAAAAGCUGCAGCAAAUGCUGAGGCUGAGCGCCAACUGGAGGAGCUGUUGUCUCGUGUUGAUGCUAAGACAAAAGCUCGGCGUCGAAGAAGGAAACGAGACAACCAGAAAAGGAGGAGGAGGAGUAAAAUAGAUAAUCCUGAUCAUGUUAAUGCUGUAAAUGAGAUUCAUGCCUCUGAGUCAUUGAGAGAACCGGGACGUGCACAUGUCCCCAAUUCCAGUCUACCUGACAAUGGUUCACUACAUGUAUCGGAGAACUAUUACAAUGGUGCCGAAAUGGUAGCAAAUGGUGAGGUGGGGGCAACUUGUAAGGCAGCUACUUUGGAUGUUGUCAAUGGACUUGAGGACCAUAAUAUUGUUGGCAGCUCCCCUCGGAAUGAACCUGGUCUUAAUGGUAAAAAUGGCAAGGACUGCAAGAGAGACAAUAAUGUUAAAAAGAAUCGGUACCAUGAGAAGACGAAAGAGGAGCAGCUCAACUCGUCAUACACUAACUGUUCGUAUGUUUAUGAGUAUCCAGCUCAUGAAGACAUGCAAGAGGAAGAGCCUGAACUCAAACUAGAAUCAGAACCUAAAGAUUACUCAGGAUUUCCACUGUCGGAAGGUCUGCCCAAGCAAGGGGAUAAAAUUGCUUACAAGGUCCUCGAAUUAUCAGAGACAUACACUCCAGAAGUCUCUUCCUACAAAGAAUGUGAAAUCUUAGUGGCAGAUGCAGUUACUAGGACAUUGGUUGUCAAAUUGAUCCUACAGCCAAAAGUUAAGAAUGUUGGCAAGUUUGAUAUCAUUGAUGAGGACUACGACACCACUGGGCCAAGCUCAGAUGAGAUGAUGUCCCUGGCUUGGAGUUCUUUGAUUGAACCAAGGUUGAUCUCAUAACUUCAACUUUGCUGGAAUGCCCAAGCUCAUCUCAAAGGGUUGCCACGUGUGUUCAGAAAAAGCGACAUUUUGGGCAGAUGAUACAUGUAUGCUUUGUGUUUCUUGUUCUUUGACCGUUUCCUAGUGAAUCAUUUUGAUAGUACAUGUACGUAGUACGGAUUCAUCAGACCUUUGCAAACUUAGUUUAGGGAAUCCAAUCAGGAGACUUCACAUUGCCCAGUGUGGCAAUAUUCAAUGUAACAGAUUGGUAUUGUUUUCAUGAACUUUCCGUUGACACAUCUGACAUUUGAUUUGGGGCAGAUUCCAGUCUAAGUAUCACUGCCAUUCACCCUGUCCAAUAGAAAUGAACAGCAGCAUCAUUACCAGUCAUGGCUGAAAAUUAUCCGUCGAAGACAGAUUAUUUGAUCACUGUAUAACAAACAAGGUGAUU
This is a messenger RNA of Lineus longissimus, 2407 nucleotides long. RefSeq names its product coilin-like. The transcript is spliced from 6 exons. The record is from RefSeq and is a predicted model, not a curated record. Gene Ontology annotation, molecular function: U2 snRNA binding; U1 snRNA binding. Bases 160 to 1977 code for a protein of 605 amino acids. NCBI's taxonomy places the organism in Eukaryota, Metazoa, Nemertea, Pilidiophora, Heteronemertea, Lineidae. Gene Ontology annotation, cellular component: Cajal body. Gene Ontology annotation, biological process: spliceosomal snRNP assembly.